Messenger RNA from Paralichthys olivaceus (Japanese flounder), 1285 nucleotides. Lineage: Eukaryota; Metazoa; Chordata; Actinopteri; Pleuronectiformes; Paralichthyidae. The record is from RefSeq and is a predicted model, not a curated record.
CUUGCAGGUACGAUCAUAUGAGAGCAUUGAUCAUUUCUGUACCUGUGAAGUUACCUCAAGCUGCAGACAUUUUAAAUUCAUCUUACCGUGAAGACUGGUAAACUGGACGGAACAUCCUGACUCUGGUCAAAGCCAAUGUUUCAUACAGGUGAAUGACGCGGUCGCCACCAGGGCUUUUACUUCCGAAGCACUGACCGGAAGUGCUGUGUCGGUGUCUUCUCUGUGGAUGACGCUGGUGCGCAUCUCACCGACCGGGACACAGAUCCGUGGACACCUCGGCCUUUUCCCCGCCGCACCGACAGCCGCGUUUCCCCGGGAGCUGCAGCAGAGCGGAGCGGCUGGCCCUCGCUGCCGUCGCGGGUCGGAGGAGGACGCCGGUCGGUCGCUCAGUGUUAAUGACAGCCGGAGAUGACGGUCAUCAUCCUCAUCCAGGAGCAGCCCUGCUUGUUUUGUAUGGCGAAAUGAGGCAGGGGGUGGAGAGACGCCACAGAGACGCUGGGCUCCGGCCAAACAUCGCCGCAUUUUAGCGCUUCUUCGAUGCUCGGGACUUGCAUUGCAUUGCAUCUGCUGCACCGCUGAUCGUGUUUUCUGCAAAGUGCACGGUGGAAAUGCAGCUCGUCUGAGGACACCCCCCCCCCACCCCCUCCAGAUGUCCGUUGCUGCUGCCAUGACAGGCAGAGGUCUCCUCUCGACCGCGGCUCAGCCGGUAGGAGAAGAGGCGGAUUGAUUCGGGACGGUGGGACUCAUCUGCGGAUGUUAUUAUUGUGUGCGUGGAGCCUGCUGUAAAUAUCAUCCGCGCACACGCGCCGUGAUUGCCACUCAGGGAACGGGGAGAAAGAAAGCAACAUGUCUUCUCGAUCUGCAUUACCGUCUGGAAACGACAGGAGCACCGGAGACCAUCAUGUGUCGCUGGGGGCCAGUCGCUCAGACAAGGCCACCAGCCAGUCCAGCCGCUCGCUGGGUGCCCGGUGCAGGAACUCCAUCGCCUCCUGCUCCGACGAGCAGCCGCACAUCGGCAACUACCGUCUGCUCAAGACCAUCGGCAAGGGAAACUUCGCCAAGGUCAAGCUGGCCCGCCACAUUCUGACGGGCAAGGAGGUUGCAAUAAAAAUCAUUGACAAAACUCAGUUGAACCCAACCAGCCUACAAAAGGUGCUAGGGACUGGAUGGGAGCAAGAGGAGACCCCUGCUCCGGAGAUCAUCUCUCGUCUCUCAGGGGUAAUCGCUGCCCCGAGAGGGGGUUGACUCAUGUCGGAAGCUGCGGUCUCCCAACCUAUUCGGUUUU